AUGAAUCCAAAUCAUGUUAUCACAAUAGACCAAGAGGUGAUGAAGUUCAUGAACACCCAAAUGAAAAAACCACCAAAAUUACUACACAAAUCAGCUGGAUAUGACUAUUGUUGCAUAUUCCGAGUCCCCCAGAGUCUUUUCGAGAUCAACAGGGAAGCAUAUCAACCUCAAAUCGUCUCAAUCGGCCCAUACCACCAUGGAAACAAGCAUCUUGAGAUGAUCGAAGAACAUAAAUGGAGGUACCUGGAUGAUUUGAUCCAAAGAACAGGUAACUCAAUUGGAUAUUUCAUGGAAAUCAUAGUGUCAAUGCAGGAUAAAAUUCGACAAAGCUACUCAGAAUCUAUUGAUCACUUUUCCGCCAAUGAUCUUGCUAAAAUGAUGGUGCUUGAUGGGUUUUUCUUGAUUGAAUUGUUCAGAAAAGUUGGAAAGUUGGUUGAGACUAAAGAUGAUCCAAUUUUCAGAAUGGUUUGGGUGUCUCCAUUUUUGAUGAGAGAUCUUUUAAAAAUCGAGAACCAAAUCCCAUUUUUUGUUCUCCAAAAGUUGUUUGAUGAAUCUAAACCUGAAGUGUCUAAACCCGAUUAUCCCACACUUUCAUCUUUAAUCCUUGAGUUUUUCAAUUACACAGUCGAUAGGAAAAAAAAGAUACUAAAUGAACACAAGAAUACCAAAGGGAAACAUUUACUAGAUUUUUUCCGAAAAAGUUUCAUAAACCCUAAAGAACAAAACCCAGUUCCCACCGUUGACAUAUCCAAAAGCUCUUCCCAAAAACUUAUCCAAACCCCGACCAAACUCAAGAUCAAUAACUCUUACCUUAAACUCAUCCCCCCAGCGAACAAACUCAAGAUCAAUAACUCUUACCUUAAACUUAUCCCCCCAGCGAACAAACUCAAGAUCGUUGGGGUUAAGUUUAAGGCAAGUCAUGAACCCGAUAGCUUUUUGGACAUUGAGUUCCGAAAUGGUGUUCUUUCGAUUCCUCAAAUAAACAUGGACGAUUUUUACAGUUCGUUCUUUUUGAACUGUGUGGCUUUUGAGCUGUGUUAUUUUCAUUGCUCCAAACAUAUUACAACUUACAUUGUGUUCAUGGGAUGUCUAAUGAACACUUCAAGUGACGUGGGUGUGCUUUCGGAAGACAAAAUUAUUGAGAAUUAUUUUGGAACGGAUAAAGAGCUAGCGAAAUUUUUCAAAAAUGUUGGAAAAGAUGUAGCUUUUGAUAUAAAAGAUAAUUACUUGACAGGUUUGUUUGUGGAAGUAAAUGAGUAUUGCGAGAAUGGGUGGCAUGUGCAUUUGGCUGGGUUUAAGCAUACGUAUUUUGAGAGCCCAUGGGCUGCAGUUUCAGCUUUCGCGGCCUUUUUGUUGCUUUGUUUUGCGGGUUUGCAAACAUUUUAUACUGUCUAUCAGUAUUAUAAAGCUAAGAAAGAGUAG
Messenger RNA from Lactuca saligna, 1422 nucleotides. The record is from the annotation of a GenBank genome assembly. Lineage: Eukaryota; Viridiplantae; Streptophyta; Magnoliopsida; Asterales; Asteraceae.